Labrus mixtus (cuckoo wrasse) is the source of this 2800-nucleotide messenger RNA. RefSeq names its product nuclear factor 7, ovary-like. Bases 88 to 1473 code for a protein of 461 amino acids. Gene Ontology annotation, molecular function: zinc ion binding; protein binding. Lineage: Eukaryota; Metazoa; Chordata; Actinopteri; Labriformes; Labridae. The record is from RefSeq and is a predicted model, not a curated record. The transcript has 2 exons.
AAACAUUCCAUGUGAAUCUGAACCGGAUGUAUUGGUGGCAGCAGAAGAAGAAGACGAACACACUUACGCUUCACUCAGAGGGGGAAAAUGGCGCCCAGAUCAGAGGAGGAUCUCUGCUGCCCGGUCUGUCACGACGUCUUUAAGAAUCCUGUUGUCCUGACGUGCAGCCACAGCCUCUGUAAAGACUGUCUGCAGAGCUGGUGGAGACAGAGACAGACGCUCCAGUGUCCAGUUUGUAAGACGAUCACUUCAAACAAAACUCCUCCUUGUAACCUGGUCUUAAAGAACCUGUGUGAGUCCUUCUUACUGGAGCGAGAUCAGAGAGUUUCAGAGAACUUCUGCGUUCUGCACUCAGAGAAACUCAAACUGUUCUGUCUGGACCAUCAGGAGCCGGUGUGUCUCAUCUGCAGAGAUUCAGAGAAACACACCGACCACAGAUUCAGACCCAUCGAUGAAGCUGCUCGACAACCCAAGAAGAACCUUCAGGAAACUCUGGAGCCCUUAAAGGAGAAGCUGAAGAGGUUAGAACAAGUCAAAGAGAAGUUUGAUCAGACGAUAGAUCACAUUUAUUCUCAGGCGCAUCACUCAGAGACACAGAUCAUAGAGCAGUUCGCUCGGAUUCGGCAGUUUCUCGAGGAGGAGGAGGAGGCCAGGCUGGUGGCGGUGUCCGAGGAACAUGAUCAGAAAAGUGACAGGAUAAACGAGGAGAUGGAGGCUCUGAGCAGAGAGAUCGAAGCUCUGUCAGAGACCAUCAGAGCCACAGAGGACGAGCUGAGAGCCGACGACGUCUCGUUCCUCAGAAACUACAAGGCUGCAGUGGAAAGAGUCCAGCAGCGCCCCCUGCUGGACGAACCACAGCUGCCCUCAGGAGCUCUGAUGGAUUUGGCCAAACAUGAGGGCAACCUGCUCUUCAUCAUCUGGAACAAGAUGAAGGACAUGGUCUCCUACAGUCCUGUGAUUCUGGACCCAAACACUUCAGGGAAUUCUCUCAUCCUGAUGGAGGAUCUGACCGCCAUGAGAGAAGCAAAGGAGCAGCAGCUUCCUAAAAACACAGAGCGGUUUGAACAUCCCUGCUCUGUCCUGGGCUCUGAGGGCUUCGACUCAGGGACUCACAGCUGGGACGUCGAGGUUGGAGACAGUACAGCAUGGGGUACGGGUGUUUUUGCAAAGUCUGCCCAGAGGACACAAAACACACAGAAUGGAUUAUGGGUAAUAGAGUUCCAUAAGGGUAAAUAUUUAGCACGUUCACCGUCAGCUUCAACAAUUCAUCUCAAAGCGGAGAAGCCGCUCCGGAGGAUCAGAGUGAACCUGGACUGGGACAGAGGAGAGCUGACGUUCUCUGAUCCUGAUUCUAACACACACAUACACACCUUCACACACACCUUCACUGAGACGAUGUUUCCAUUCAUGGCGUCUGUGACUAAUCUGAAGAUAUCACCGCUGCAGGUCUGUGUGACACAACAACAGGUCUGAUUUAAAAAACAGAUCAAUAAGACAGCGAGGGUUAAAGGACCAAUCAGUGAGCUGUGUAGAGAGUGAGAUGAUAAAGGUAUCUUACUAUCUGAUCAUUAAGGAAACAUGUUGAAGUGCUGGCUUCUCUGACAACAAUGCAGCAGCCAGUAUGUCCUCCUUCUAACUUUAGAUUCUGCUCCUGAAUGCUCUGGAUUUGUUUGGACCAGAGAAGGUAGGCGCUUCUAAGGCCCCCCCCUACACGGCCGUUUUGGACACCCCUCGGUUUGUCAGAUAUGAGAGCAGUUAUCAGGUCAACAGGUGUUGCAGAGAUGGAAGCGGGCAAGAGAAGUGGUUCAGAUAGAAGUGAUUGUACCCGACCUAAAAAGCCUCUGCAUGUUUCUAAUAAGCUCCACGAGCAGAAACGUGCUCAAACUAGGAUCAAUAUUGGAGAUGCUUUUGAAAAAUGGAGAGAGGUUAGAACACAGAAAGGUUUACAGACCCAUGCAGAGCUGGAUAAACACUGAAGCUUCAGAGUCCACCACAUGGUGACCUGUGUGAGCAUGGACUCUAGAGAGGAGGGGGGGGGGGGACAGCUCUCUAAUGUUUUUAAUCCAGACUGCAGUACUCAUUUUAAACACUAGGGGUCAGAGUUACAGACUGCUCCUUUAAGAUAGUAUCUUAUGUCUGCAGCCUGUAAAGCUCAUGUUGUGUCACCUAACACUAAUGCAGACUUUAUUUUUAUAUUUCUGACUGUUAGAGUCUUAUGAAGAGAGGAAACAGGUUAAACCGGUCUCCCUGUGUGAUGACUUCUGUUGUGUUCAACAUGCAGAUUUUCACUCUGUGGCGUUUGACCUCCUACCAGCUACAGUGCGGAAGUCGAACUCUCAGACCACAUUGAUAGUUGUGUGUUGAGUACAGACCCGCGGCCUUUUUGGCAGCUCUCACUUCGUCUUUACCGCCUGAAGCUGAAGAAAUGUUCGCUGAGGGUUCAACUUCUACUUAAAGGGAUACUUCACCUGUUUGCAUUAAGCUUUGUGUCAUUAGAAACCUGGUAGUAUUUUUGAAUGGUCGAGCAUCCUGUGUUCGGAGAAUACUGAGGGUUCAACUUCUACUUGAGUUAAGUUCAGACAUUUUGAUUGGGUAGUCGGGCAGCUCGUUAUAGGGAGAGAAGCUGACCUUGUGAAAAGUUUUCUCUUUUAAAUAUGUUUUUAUAUUAAAAGUACAGAAAUCAAACCAGAUAAAUGGAGUCUGUUUUUUAUCAACAUAAUCGACCUGUAUGAUACAAAGAAGUGUCCGAUGUGAUGACUCUGUUCUCUAAGAAAUAUUAAAGACUUCAUUUCAUCUGUAA